ACUGAGAAAAAGAGAGAGAUUUUUGGGGUCCUCUAAUCCAAAGUAAAAAGAAAAAAAGACAUCUCUUAGUCUUGGUGGUGGUGGCCAGCUAGUGGUAGUGGGUGGUGGUGGUGGUGGUGGAAGAAAACUCAGCUCAUGGUGCCGUAGCGAUCGAGGGCUUCGCACUACCGGAGCCCCGAUUUUUUAUCUCUCUAUCUCUGUGUGUGGAUCCGGAUAUUCUACGGGUUUUCUCGGUGACCCGUGUAAAUGAUAUUCGCGAAAGGCAUGUUCUGGAUUUUGAGCUGAUUCGGUCCGAUCUGUUUUGUUUGUUCUCUUUUUUGUAUCUGGACAGCUGAAUGUGAUACCUAGUAAGAUUAGAAUGUCGCUUAAAAGCAUUGUUCGCGAGAUUAAGGAUGGCAUGGGUGGGAGCAUGUCAAGACGAGGAGGAAGUGGAGAAGGGAAACAUUGGCAUAGAAGGACUAGGUCGCAAAUUGUUGUUGCGCCUGCGGAUCAAAAAGAACCCAUAGUACAUUCCUUGUCCGAAUCGAUCAGGCAAGGUCGGUGGGCGAAUUUGCCUCCUGAAUUGCUCUUGGACAUAAUCAGGAGGGUGGAAGAGAGCGAGACCUCGUGGCCCGGUCGCGCCGUGGUUGUGUCUUGUGGCUCUGUUUGCAGGUCGUGGAGAGCAAUUACUAGCGAGAUUGUCAGAACUCCCGAGCAAUGUGGAAGGAUCACAUUUCCUAUCUCGUUAAAGCAGCCUGGGCCUCGCGAGUCUCCGAUACAGUGUUUUAUCAAGAGGGACAGAGCCACUUCUACGUAUUUUCUGUACGUCGGUCUGGUGCCAUCUGAAGUUGGGGGUGAUAAAUUGCUAUUAGCAGCCAAAAAGAUCAGAAGGGCAAUAGGCACAGACUUUGUUAUAUCAUUGGUUGCUGAUGAUUUUUCUCGGGCCAGCAAUAAAUAUGUUGGUAAAUUGAGGUCUAAUUUUUUGGGUACAAAGUUCACCAUAUAUGACAGCCAACCUCCUAGUGAAGCUGCAGUUCAACUAAAUAGUCGGUCCAGUAGAAGAUUUCAUUCUAAGCAGGUGUCUCCAAGAGUACCAGCGUGUAACUACAGUGUAGGGACCAUCUCCUACGAGCUCAAUGUCCUUCGCACCAGAGGGCCAAGGAGAAUGAAUUGCAUCAUGCACUCCAUACCUCUCUCAUCUAUUCAGGAGGACGGAAAGGCUCCAACACCAGCAUCAUUCAUACACUCCUUUGAUGAGCAAUUUUCUCCCUUACCAGGUCCGAAAGGAAAGGAUAUAAUCACAGAUUUCAGCACCAUAAGCCUCUCAGAGCCACGAGUUUCAGCCCAGGGCUCUGAAGAGCCACUGGUUCUUAAAAACAAGGCUCCUAGAUGGCAUGAGCAGCUGCAGUGCUGGUGCUUAAAUUUCAGAGGGCGUGUUACAGUGGCUUCUGUUAAGAAUUUCCAGCUUGUGGCAGCUGUUGAUCCAUCGCACAAUAUUUCAGCUGCAGAGCAAGAAAGGGUAAUUUUACAGUUUGGAAAGAUUGGAAAAGACAUUUUCACUAUGGAUUAUCGCUACCCACUCUCUGCCUUCCAAGCCUUUGCUGUCUGCUUGAGCAGCUUUGACACUAAACCUGCCUGUGAAUGAAACUCAUGUUGGUUGGAGAUCAUGAUCUACAUUUGCUAAAUUUCUUCUCAAAUUUUGGGAAUAUAUAUCUUUGCUCUUCCCUGAAGUUAAUCGUGCAUGGCCAUUUGCAGCUGAGAAUCUUGUGCAGCCAGUAGCUCUCCACCACCCCCACCCCAACCCACCCAACCAUUCUCUUUCCCCCUCCCCUCUAAUUUCCGUUUAUUCUGGAAUUUGACUUGUAUGUUGUUCCAUGCCUUGGCUCUACUGAAAUUAAGAUAAAAAUAAGUUUAGUAAAUUAUAUCCAUAUAGUUGAGAUGUGGUUUCAUGAAUUGCUUUGCUUGGCUAAAAUAUAGAUAGUAAUCUAAUCUGGUUUGUUGCUUACUUCUGGUUCUAACCUCGCUGUAUCCGUAGUUUUGAAAUCAGUUGGAAGUUAAUUCAUGGUCCUGCCUCUGGUUUCGCCUCAAGGUUAAUUACUUCUACGCAUGUAUAUCUUAUUUGUAUCGCUCUUGCCUGGACUAUUUUCAAUAUGAUAUUUUCCCGUUAAAUAUGUUUAAUUGUCAUAUUUUCCUAAA
Quercus robur (English oak) is the source of this 2175-nucleotide messenger RNA. RefSeq names its product tubby-like F-box protein 5. Gene Ontology annotation, molecular function: protein binding. The record is from RefSeq and is a predicted model, not a curated record. The coding region runs from base 359 to 1624 and encodes 421 amino acids. The transcript has 5 exons. Lineage: Eukaryota; Viridiplantae; Streptophyta; Magnoliopsida; Fagales; Fagaceae.